AUGUCUCAACCUUUUCUUUUCCAAAAACGUGGCAAGCGGACACUCGUUAUUGCUUCGCGUUACAACGGCUAUAAAGGCAAUAUUGAUGAAAAUUCUGUAAAAGCCUCUAACAAAAAAAAUUACUUGUCAAAGGAAAACAUUUCUCCUGAACCUUUAAUAGUCAAGACUAAAAAUCAAAAAUCUCCCUUGAUUCAAAAAUCUCCUUUGAUUCAGAAAUCUCCCUUGAAGCAUACACUUUUACCGCCUAAAAAACAAAAAGUCAAACUUUCCAAUAGUCUGUCUUCUUCCCUUACACAUAAAUUCGCUAACUUGGAUUUAAAUAUGAACCAUUUGGAUUCGGAUUCGGAUUGUGAAGUGCUUGAAUUUAGUUCGCCUGAAAAAUCCCAAAAGGCUGCACGUGAUUCAAUGAAUACAUACACUAAGAAUAAUAAAUUCAGAAGACCUUCACCUAAACCAGAGCUACCGAAAGAAAAAACAUAUCCCCAGAGAUCUUUCAGAAGACCCUCCCCCAAAACAAAUAGAUUUUCCGAGUUUCGAGGGUCAUCGUCCGGAUCUAAUACUGAAAAAAAUGAUCUGAGGCCUAUUGAAAUUUUGGAAUCUUCUGAUAAUUCAAAAUUUAAAAGACAAUAUACUAGAUCAAUACUGAGUGAACGCAGUUUAAAGUACACGCAAACUUUACCAACUUUAAAUCAUAACUCUAAAAACAAAUUGUUCGCAAUAUCGCAAAAUAUUAGAGCAUCAUCUCCUCAACUCAUUGACCUGACUAAAGAUUCUAAAGAUCGUCCGAAAACUUUGAAAAAAUGUACAAAUGGAUUUAGGGCUCCUUCACCAACAAAGGGAAGGUAUAUAAACCUACCAAAACUUGAUUUACUAUCCGAUGAAGGUACACCUGAACCAAGCGAUAUGCGCAGAAAUAGAGAAGGUUCCACUGAUUUAAAAAAGAAAUGCCCUUAUUGUAAUGAGACUCUUCCUGAUCCCCUUCCUCCACGUAUACGUGCAUAUUUGGAAUCACCCACCAAAACACUUUCAUUGUCUUCGAUUAAGGGUUCUUCGUCAAACAUUGUAGAUCAAUUUGAAUUUUGUCGUCUUCAUGACGCAGAAUCUCACAUUGUACCAGAUGGUCUUCAAAAAAAUUACCCAUUAGUCAUUGACUUUGACACUCUACCGAAUCGGAUUAAAGUUUUUUUUCCUGAAUUAUUAGAGGUUGCAACCGGAAAAACUAAGAGUCUGUUCAGGGAAAUUGCGAUGGACGCGUACAACGAAUUGGGCAAAGCUAGAGCAAGGAAACCGACCGUAGUGAUGGGGAGAUUUCAAAAAUUUUUACCGGGUUAUUACGGUUCUAAAGGGUCCUCUGUUAUUUUUUCCACGCUCGUUUCCCUUUUUAUUGAAUCAAAACGAUUAACAUUGAAUAUGACUAAACCUCAAGAACCUCUGGAAUAUCUUAAUCAAGUACUUGUCCCUGAAACGGCAAUUAGACUAAUUGCCCAAGACCGGGGUGGCAUUGCAUUAAAUGAAGCAAGGGAAAUAAUGGAAGAUAGCAUAGAAUUUGGAAUGUAUGUGCACGAUGUAGAGGAAGAGGAUAUAUGA
Messenger RNA from Racocetra persica, 1587 nucleotides. Lineage: Eukaryota; Fungi; Glomeromycota; Glomeromycetes; Diversisporales; Gigasporaceae. The record is from the annotation of a GenBank genome assembly.